CAACCGCAGCAACAGGAAGUGGAGCAAACAACAACAACAUCAAUAAGGAAAUAUUAUUAUUGUCAACAGCAUUUGGGUGUAUCAAAUCGAAAUCUGUUGCCAUGGGUCGCAAAAAAAUUCAGAUUUCACGCAUCACCGAUGAACGCAAUCGACAGGUGACCUUCAACAAACGCAAGUUUGGCGUUAUGAAGAAGGCCUAUGAGCUGUCCGUGCUGUGCGAUUGCGAGAUAGCGCUGAUCAUCUUCUCGUCCAGUAAUAAGCUCUAUCAAUAUGCCAGCACCGAUAUGGAUCGUGUAUUGCUCAAAUAUACCGAAUACAAUGAGCCACACGAAUCGCUAACUAACAAGAAUAUCAUUGAGAAGGAGAACAAAAACGGCGUCAUGUCACCGGAUUCACCCGAAGCGGAGGCCGACUAUACGCUAACACCCCGCACCGAAGCCAAAUAUAAUAAGAUCGACGAGGAAUUUCAGAAUAUGAUGCAGCGCAGCCAAAUGAACAUUGGCGGCGUUACGGGUGGCGGUGGCGGUGGAGGAGGAGGCGGCGGCGGCGGUGGCGGUGCACCAAAUCGACCCAUGCCAAAUACGAGCUACACGCUGCCAGUAUCGGUGCCAGUGCCAGGCUCCUACGGUGAGAAUCUGCUGCAGGCCAGCCCACAAAUGUCCCACACAAACAUCAGCCCACGUCCAUCGAGUUCGGAGACGGAUUCAGGUGGGAUGUCCUUAAUAAUCUAUCCAUCGGGUACCAUGUUGGAGAUGUCAAACGGUUAUCCACAUUCACAUUCGCCGCUUGUGGGAUCACCCAGUCCAGGUCCCAGUCCUGGCAUAGCGCAUCAUUUGCCCAUUAAACAGCAAUCGCCGGGCAGCCAGAAUGGCAGAGCUUCCAAUUUGCGUGUCGUCAUACCGCCCUCCAUAGCGCCGAAUAUGUCGGCGACAGCGGACGAUGUUGCCUAUGCAGAUCAGCGCCAGAGCCAGACGUCACUGAAUACGCCGGUAGUGACGUUGCAGACACCGAUGCCGCCGCUGGCGAGCUAUACGUUUGGGGCGCAGGACUUUUCGCAGUCGGGUGCGAUGAGCGCGGACAUAAUGGGCCUGCCGCAGUGGCAUCAGGGUCUCGUGCAGCACACUAGGUGGGUAGUCCAGGCCCCGAGCCCGGCGAAUAGCAGCAGCAGCAGCCCCAGCAGGCAAACACUUAACGGCGACCAACAUCAUAAUCUGCCUUGCAGUCUAUCGCAUCUGGCUGUCUCGAAUAGCACACCGCCGCCCGCCAGUUCGCCCGUCUCCAUCAAGGUCAAAGCGGAACCGCAAUCGCCGCCACGUGAUCUCUCUGCCAGCGGCGGUGGUGGUGGCGGCGGCGGCGGCGGCGGCGGUGCCAGUGGCGGUGGUGGCCAUCAGCAUAACAGCAACGGCUCCACGGGCAGUGGCUCGAGCAGCAGCAGCACCAGCAGCAAUGUCUCAACAGCGGGCGUCCUAACAGCCAUCAAUGCCAUCACACAGUUGGGCGGUGCCGGGGUCUUAACGCCCGGCGGAGGCGGCGGCGGCACAAAUGGCAGUGCAGAACAGGCCACCAAUCUGAGCGUCCUAAGUCAUUCGCAACAGCAUCUGGUCAUGCCCAAUUCGCGGCCCUCCUCAACAGGUCACAUAACACCGACACCAGGGCAUGAUAAGUAUGAAGGAUAUCCGUACCGUGCGCUUAUGGGACAUAAUCCUAGAUGGAAUUUUGCCGAUUUUAUUAUCUUAAACGCAGGUGCGUCCAAUGGCGAGCAGGAUGUGCGCCUACAAGCGGUUGCGGUGCAGCAGCAGCAGCAGCAACAACAGCAGCAACAGCAACAGCAGCAGCAGCAACAACAACAGCAACAUCAACAACAGCAACAGUUGAGCGACUAUGAUGCGCCCAAUCACAAAAGGCCAAGAAUAUCCGGCGGCUGGGGUACAUAGCCGGCACGUGGCGCCAGCUAUAAGCUACAGCCACAACAACAACAACAACAGCAACACCAGCAACAUCACAGCAACAACAGAAAGCCAGUCAGCAGCAGCAGCAGCAGCUGUGACAAUGAUCUGGUCAUGAUGCCGCCGCCUCCACGUAAAGAACGCGUGUUCCACACGGCUGCCAGCUAUGGGCGUGGCAACGGCUAUGACUGCUAUAGCCAACAUCUGGCCGUGGGCUAUGGUCCGCAGCAGCAGCAGCAACAACAACAACAAUAAAUAAUAAUAAUAAACAACAACAACAACAACAAAAAACACAACAUGAACAGAGCACAGUAAAGUUUCCAGACCAGUGCAAUAGUUUUGAUGAAUUUUAGUCAGCUGGAAGCGAAAAGUUUUGUUAUUGGUUUUCUUUUAAAUAUUAAGCGAAAAACAAGUGACAGUGUCAUAUCUACAAUUAUUGUCUAAUAUGUAACUU
This is a messenger RNA of Drosophila navojoa, 2400 nucleotides long. RefSeq names its product myocyte enhancer factor 2 (gene Mef2). Gene Ontology annotation, molecular function: histone deacetylase binding; RNA polymerase II cis-regulatory region sequence-specific DNA binding; DNA-binding transcription factor activity, RNA polymerase II-specific. Gene Ontology annotation, biological process: positive regulation of transcription by RNA polymerase II; cell differentiation. NCBI's taxonomy places the organism in Eukaryota, Metazoa, Arthropoda, Insecta, Diptera, Drosophilidae. The record is from RefSeq and is a predicted model, not a curated record.